This is a messenger RNA of Tremella mesenterica DSM 1558, 948 nucleotides long. RefSeq lists its product as uncharacterized. Gene Ontology annotation, biological process: small GTPase-mediated signal transduction. Gene Ontology annotation, molecular function: GTPase activity; GTP binding. The record is from RefSeq and is a predicted model, not a curated record. The coding region runs from base 146 to 721 and encodes 191 amino acids. The transcript has 6 exons. NCBI's taxonomy places the organism in Eukaryota, Fungi, Basidiomycota, Tremellomycetes, Tremellales, Tremellaceae.
GGAAGACUAUCCAGGGACCAUCUGAAGGACGAACUAGUCAACAACUUUUUUUCAAUCACGCGCUGAUCCUGGCUUUUCGUCUCUUUCAAGCGAAAAGAAAAGGUCUCAUCCAUCUUCUCAUCUGACCCUCUUUUCUCUUUCUGCGAUGCAAACGAUCAAAUGUGUGGUGGUAGGGGAUGGUGCUGUUGGCAAAACAUGUCUUUUGAUCUCAUACACGACCAACAAGUUCCCAUCAGAAUACGUUCCCACGGUAUUUGAUAACUACGCCGUGACGGUGAUGAUUGGAGAUGAUCCGUAUACUUUAGGUUUAUUUGAUACUGCCGGUCAGGAAGAUUACGAUCGUCUUCGACCAUUAUCAUACCCUCAAACCGAUGUCUUCCUCGUAUGCUUCAGUGUAACUUCACCCGCGUCUUUCGAAAACGUAAAGGAGAAAUGGUUUCCUGAAGUACAUCAUCAUUGUCCCGGUGUUCCUUGCCUCAUCGUCGGAACACAAGUAGAUCUGCGAGAAGAUCCCCAGCAUCUCGAAAAACUUUCUCGGCAGAAACUUAGACCUAUCACUGUAGAACAGGGUGAAAGGCUUGCCAGAGAACUCGGAGCUGUCAAGUAUGUUGAAUGUUCAGCUUUGACUCAAAGGGGAUUGAAGAAUGUUUUUGAUGAGGCAAUCGUUGCUGCUCUCGAACCUCCUGUCAUGAAGAAAAAGAGGAACUGUGUGAUACUUUGAAUUUUAUCACACUAUCCAGUUUUCACUCUUCUUCUUCUCUAUAUCCGACUUUCGUGUCCAACCUUACCUAUUCUUUCAUUCUCAAAUUCCGACGGCCCAUCUAUACCUCACGUUUCUCCAUUUUCGAUCCUUUGACGUCACCACCUCUGCCCUUUUUUUCGUUAUGUACAUGGCGUGUGACUAGAAUGUGUAUUGGGACCCAGAUGCACGACUACCAGAGAUGUUUC